This is a messenger RNA of Eruca vesicaria subsp. sativa (arugula), 186 nucleotides long. The record is from the annotation of a GenBank genome assembly. NCBI's taxonomy places the organism in Eukaryota, Viridiplantae, Streptophyta, Magnoliopsida, Brassicales, Brassicaceae.
AUGCCGGUUGAGGUAUUGGUUUUAGAACCUGGGCGAGAGCAUCUCCGGGUGCUCCAUCCCAUUCCACAGGGAUUCAACAAAUUGAGCAACGGCAUUACUAGAUGCAUUAACCAAAUGAUGUAUUUCAUGCUCCGCAGAGGAUAUCUGACCUACAGUGCGAUGCCUAACGACGAACGCGAGUUGUAA